Episyrphus balteatus (marmalade hoverfly) is the source of this 941-nucleotide messenger RNA. RefSeq lists its product as uncharacterized. The record is from RefSeq and is a predicted model, not a curated record. The coding region runs from base 48 to 905 and encodes 285 amino acids. Lineage: Eukaryota; Metazoa; Arthropoda; Insecta; Diptera; Syrphidae. The transcript is spliced from 3 exons.
GUGACACCAUCUUAAGUGUACAUCGAUCGCACCAUUAUACUCUAGUCAUGUCACGAAUUCAGACGUAUACCUUAGCGACUGUUGUCAUAGCUUUAGCUUUCGGUAUCCUUGCUACAGAAGCUAACCGAAAGUGCCUGCAAUGUUCAGGAAUCAACUGCCAACGUACAACUUAUAGUAAAUAUGAAACUUGUGAGGAUGCAUUAGAUGUUUGUGUUAGUGUUUUUGAUGGACAAAGAAUUGAAGCUCAAGGCUGUUGGUUAGGAAUACCGCCUCAUAUUCGAAAUAAAUGUGGCAAAGAUAAGAAUGUUGAAUGCAAUAAGUGUUUCACAGAUAACUGCAACAAUGAAGGUCCAAUGAGUUUCCAAUGUGUACAAUGUGAUUCAAGUUUGCACACUAAUUGCGCUCAAAAAGCAGAAUUAGUCAAUACAACCAGAUGUGCAAUUGCAAGAUCAGAAAAUGCAUAUUGCUUUGCCAGGAUCGUUGAUAAAAAAGUUAUACGUGGCUGUUCGACAACAGUUAAGGAACAGAAAGGUUGUUUGAACGAUAACAAAUGCGCUUUAUGUUUGGCUGGAGAAAUUAUGGGAUGUAAUAGGACACCUAUGAAAGCAGAUGAUGGUGGGUCUGGAAGUGGUUCGGGUAGUGGAUCUGGAAGUGGUUCGGGAAGUGGCUCAGGAAGUGGUUCAGGAAGUGGUUCAGGAAGUGGUUCAGGAAGCGGCUCAGGAAGUGGUUCAGGAAGUGGAUCUGGCAGUGGUUCCGGAAGUGGUUCUGGAUCUGGUUCAGGAAGUGGAUCAGGCGAUGGAGGAUCUGGAAGCGGUUCCGGAGAUAAUGGAAAUCAUAAUAAUGGAGCCACAACGUUGAGUUUGUCAAUUUUAAUUGCUGCAGUCUGUUAUAUUCUAACAAUGUAAUUUUAUUAAUAAAUUUGAUUAGAUUGAGAUAAAUUA